Messenger RNA from Alternaria arbusti, 933 nucleotides. RefSeq lists its product as uncharacterized. NCBI's taxonomy places the organism in Eukaryota, Fungi, Ascomycota, Dothideomycetes, Pleosporales, Pleosporaceae. The transcript is spliced from 2 exons. The record is from RefSeq and is a predicted model, not a curated record. The coding region runs from base 1 to 933 and encodes 310 amino acids.
AUGGCUGUCGUUGUUCCGCUUCCUGGUAAUCUCCAGCCGCAAUCUGCACUCCUCCAAUUGCCAGCAGAAAUCAAACACAUCAUAUUUGGAUUGUGUUUCGUUGCGGACACCCCCAUAAUCGACCCCCGAAUCGACGGUUCCAGAACGCGAGAAGACAAUGCGGUUCGUACGACACCAGGCGCUGCUCUACUUCAGACAUGCCGUAGAACCUACCACGAGAUCGACCGCCGUCCACUAUUCGCGCAGAACACCUUCCGCUUCUCAAAUCUGACAGGGAUGCGGGCUUUCCUACAUGCGCUUCCUGUGGAAUACAGAACGCGCAUCCAGGACAUCGAAAUUGACUUGCGAGAGUUGAACUCGGAUCGUCCUCACCUUGCGCGUGAGUGGCUGCAGUACGUUGCGCUAGCAAAGAAUGGAGGCUUCAAUUCAUUGCGCGCUGAUGCAACCGGUCUACGGUGCCUGCGAAUCAACCUAGAGUCGUGGCCAGUUAUUGCCGUAAUCCGGAGUGAACUUUGGAAGUUUCUUCGAAGCAUGUUAUCGGGGCUCGAGGACUUGGACAGAGUUGUCGUGACUGGAUCGAGCAGAGGCAAGGCAAUGGAACGAAAACUCCCAUGGUCACCAGUCCAUUUUGUUGGUGGAGACGACGUUGGAACCCACGACUUGCUUACUCGAAUGAACUCGUGUGUCACCAAAACCGGCCGCGACAACGCCGUCAAGUGGAUGCGACAAAACGGCAAAUUACAACUCGAAGUAACCUCCAUGCCGGGUCUACACGAAAGCGCUGCCGCACAAGGGAUACAAGCUCCAGAGAACGUGAACAGAGCAAAAUCCUUGCCACCGAGCGGAGAAUGUUCCUUCUUUGCCUGCGAGAAUCGCCACUCCUAUGGAACAGAACCCGUGGAUAAGGAUCUCAAUCCCAAUGCCGCCGGAUGA